Molecule: messenger RNA, 2019 nt
Organism: Myxozyma melibiosi
Lineage: Eukaryota; Fungi; Ascomycota; Lipomycetes; Lipomycetales; Lipomycetaceae
Product: nucleoporin protein Ndc1-Nup
Exons: 7
Coding region: 135-1952 (605 amino acids)
Biological process (GO): nuclear pore organization; spindle pole body localization
Cellular component (GO): spindle pole body; nuclear pore transmembrane ring
Molecular function (GO): spindle pole body-nuclear membrane anchor activity
Source: RefSeq, a predicted model, not a curated record
CACCGACUAUCAAGUCGACAAAAGAGCAAAACUACCAUCUGCGAGGACUAUACAGUGGGCUGCGAGUGCGAGAAGAAGAGACAUCACGGCUGAUUUGCUUCUGUUGCUAGACUGCGCGAGAUUUGUUGUUUGCAAUGGCUGCAGGACCUCGGGCGUUCCCGCAAACCUCAUCCGGUCGAGCUGAUGCAACACAUUACCAUGUUUUGUAUUCUGGAGUGCUGCAGAUCCGCUUUGCGAUGCUCGUGAAGACGACGUUUUUCAUGAUCUACUUCCCGAACUGCGUGCUGACGUUUUUCCGAUAUGGAUGGGUCUGGGCGCUAAUUCCGUUCAGAGCGAUCGUAUUGACUGCGGGUAUAUUUGGUAUUUACGUUCUCCGGAAAGCGAGAUUGCACGUCGACGAUCGAACACCUCCCAGUCUACUUUACCAGUUGAAGCAGCGAAUUUUCUGCAAAUCCUACAGUAGGAUCUUGAUCGUCUACUCUUUCUACGUUGCACUCUUUUUGUUUUUCUACUGCAGAGAGUUUUCAGGUCUGACAGUAUUCGCUCCGAAAAAGGCAUUUGAGCUAUAUCGAUUGAAUGAAAAGAGAGUCUCUCUCUCUGUACUCGCACUUGUGGAUGCGGCUAUUUUUAGCGCUUACUACUGCUGGUUUGAUCUCGAUAGAAUCCAGCUUUCCAACGUGAAGGAUGAUCCCAUGCAGGAAGUGCUGAGAUCAGUGGUCCCUUCGAUUACGCUGGCACUUAAACUGUCUGUCCUUUCGAUUUUGAGCUUUGUUACCGUCAUCUAUCCCUCUGUCCGAAGCUCAGUGUGGAUAUUCUCGUUGAAUAUAGCCAGAUUUUUUACAAAAUUCAACAAGGAGCAUGAACUUCAUAGAUCGAAUAUCAUGGGACCGUUCCCCUUCCCAAUCUUCCAUUGGUUUUUGUUCACGUUUUUGUUGUUUUUCAGUUGGCGGAUGGCAAACUACAUGUUCAAUAUCUACCUAGCCCGUGGCUCGCGUCAUCGUGGUAAAUUGAUUAGCGAGAAAUCAAGUGACCCUAAUGGAUCAUUAAUUACGGGGCUGCGCUCGACUAAAAGACUGUUCACUAAGCGAACGGCGUUCCAGGAACUUGCAUACAUCGCUCAGAACGAUGGCCGACGACGCGACAACAUUUACCGAGACAUCGAGAAACCCACAAUCUGGAGUCAAAUAUGCUCAGAGUGUAUCAGUGUUGUAACCGAUAUGCGGAACAUGUUUAGUCUCGACAAGAAAGCUGUCGCUGGGAAAACGAACGCCCCAGCCGCCUCACGCCCUCCUAUUCAGCCGACCCCUUCGUCAAGUCCGACCCCCGUUACAAUCAAGCCUCGGAAAGAUAAUAUUUUCGUCAGCUCGCGGGCGAGUCCCGUUGCUUCGGUGGAAAACAGGGUGCUCAAGAGUGUUCAGGAUCCGCAAGCGGUGCAGUCUACGGUCGUCAUAGGGUGGCUUGACCAGUUACAGGCUACUGCAAAGGCGUGGUUUAAAGCCGCGAAUGCAUAUAGAGAGAUAUUUCUCAAACAUCCGAUUUCGAUUCCUUUCAGAUGGACGAUUGAGCGAAAGGUAGCCAGACUAGCGUCGAAUAAGGAUAUGUAUAGCGAUGCGGUCACUGCUCUUUCGUACUUCCUGGACUACUCUCUUGCCGAGGACACAUAUGGAACCGUGCAGCAUGACAUUCCCAGGAUUAUGAACGAGCUGGAAAUCACGAUGACUGCAUUGGAGAAAUUCCAGAUGAACCAGCCUCUGGAACCAAGCGAUACCGCGGCCUGGCUCUACCGAGAAUCAGCGGGCAAGCCGAUCGAUCUUCCGGAACUGAACGAGAUUUACGAUAUAACCGAAGAAGGGUUCUUGCGCAUAUACCAGCGGUUUGCAGAAUACCUGCACGAUAUACCAUUGACGUCUAAUGUCAAGCAGAGAUGUCAGAGCUAUGCCGCCCAGUUUUAGAAAAGGCUGAAGCUGUACUAUAUAAAUCCACUGCAAUGACCAUAUACUGGAUGAGAGAUUUAUUAAU